GCCUCAGCCUUCCAGGGAGCUGGAACCACAGGCCGCUGAGUAUGUCCCAGAGAAGGUGAAGAAAGCCGAAAAGAAAUUAGAAGAGAAUCCAUAUGACCUUGAUGCUUGGAGCAUUCUCAUUCGAGAGGCACAGAAUCAACCUAUAGACAAAGCACGGAAGACUUAUGAACGCCUUGUUGCCCAGUUCCCCAGUUCUGGCAGAUUCUGGAAACUGUACAUUGAAGCAGAGAUUAAAGCUAAAAAUUAUGACAAGGUUGAAAAGCUGUUUCAGAGAUGCCUUAUGAAGGUUUUGCACAUUGAUUUAUGGAAAUGUUAUCUUUCAUAUGUCCGAGAAACUAAGGGGAAACUACCAAGUUACAAAGAAAAAAUGGCUCAAGCAUAUGACUUUGCACUGGAUAAAAUUGGAAUGGAAAUUAUGUCCUAUCAGAUUUGGGUGGAUUACAUCAAUUUCUUAAAAGGCGUGGAAGCUGUUGGAUCUUAUGCAGAAAAUCAGAGAAUAACAGCUGUCCGAAGAGUUUAUCAACGAGGUUGUGUUAAUCCAAUGAUCAACAUUGAACAGCUCUGGAGAGACUAUAACAAAUAUGAAGAAGGUAUUAAUAUUCAUUUAGCUAAAAAAAUGAUUGAAGAUCGGAGUAGAGAUUACAUGAACGCUAGGCGUGUAGCAAAGGAAUAUGAGACAGUAAUGAAAGGUUUGGACCGCAACGCUCCCUCGGUGCCUCCACAGAAUACUCCUCAAGAAGCUCAGCAAGUAGAUAUGUGGAAGAAAUAUAUACAGUGGGAGAAGAGCAACCCCCUUCGCACCGAGGACCAGACCCUCAUAACCAAAAGAGUCAUGUUUGCUUAUGAACAGUGCCUGCUUGUGCUGGGUCAUCACCCUGACAUCUGGUAUGAAGCCGCCCAGUACCUUGAGCAGUCCAGCAAACUGCUGGCAGAGAAGGGAGAUAUGAAUAAUGCCAAAUUAUUUAGUGAUGAAGCUGCUAAUAUAUAUGAAAGAGCCAUAAGCACUUUAUUGAAGAAGAAUAUGCUUCUUUAUUUUGCAUAUGCAGAUUAUGAAGAGAGCCGCAUGAAGUACGAGAAGGUUCACAGUAUCUACAACCGACUGCUGGCAAUUGAGGAUAUUGACCCGACCUUGGUAUAUAUCCAAUACAUGAAAUUUGCAAGGAGAGCAGAAGGUAUCAAAUCUGGAAGAAUGAUAUUUAAAAAAGCAAGAGAAGAUACCAGAACCCGCCACCAUGUCUAUGUUACCGCUGCACUCAUGGAGUAUUACUGUAGUAAGGACAAAUCUGUUGCCUUUAAGAUUUUUGAGCUGGGGCUGAAGAAAUAUGGAGACAUUCCAGAAUAUGUCCUGGCCUAUAUUGACUAUCUUUCUCACCUCAAUGAGGACAAUAAUACCCGAGUUCUGUUUGAACGAGUUCUAACAUCUGGAAGCCUUCCUCCUGAGAAGUCUGGAGAAAUCUGGGCCCGGUUUCUAGCUUUUGAAAGUAAUAUUGGUGACCUAGCUAGUAUUCUCAAAGUAGAGAAAAGACGGUUCACGGCAUUCAAAGAAGAGUAUGAGGGCAAGGAAACGGCCCUGCUGGUGGACAGAUACAAGUUCAUGGACUUAUAUCCUUGCUCUGCAAGCGAGCUGAAAGCACUUGGCUAUAAGGACGUCUCCCGUGCUAAGCUAGCAGCUAUAAUUCCAGACCCAGUUGUAGCUCCUUCCAUAGUGCCUGUUCUGAAAGAUGAAGUGGAUAGAAAGCCUGAAUACCCCAAGCCAGACACUCAGCAGAUGAUUCCAUUUCAGCCACGACAUUUAGCACCUCCAGGCCUCCACCCUGUCCCUGGGGGCGUGUUCCCAGUGCCCCCUGCGGCCGUCGUCCUGAUGAAGCUUCUCCCUCCUCCGAUCUGCUUCCAGGGUCCUUUUGUACAAGUGGAUGAACUGAUGGAGAUUUUCCGAAGAUGCAAGAUACCAAACACCGUGGAGGAGGCCGUGAGGAUCAUCACCGGGAGGGCCCCGGAGCUCGCCUUCGAAGGCAAUGGCCCCGUGGAGAGCAACGCAGUUCUCGCCAAGGCCGUCAAGAGGCCCAACGAGGACUCGGACGAGGACGAAGAGAAGGGCGCCGUGGUGCCCCCAGUUCACGACAUCUACAGAGCCCGGCAGCAGAAGCGAAUCCGGUGAGGCGGGCUGCAGACCGGCUCCCGGACUUGGGACUCCCUUCUUGCCUCUUAAGUCGCACGUCUGAAAGCGACAACGCUUUGUUCCAAGGUUCUUGGAAACAAAGUUGUAUCGUCAUUGGUGCCUCUCUCACAUGGUUCUCGAGGAAAACCACCGCCACCUGUGGAUUCCAGAACGCGGAGCAGAUGUGCGUGCUGAGCGGGAUGAGGUUCUCAGAAACAUGAGACACACGUGGCAGAGCCUCGCGUGUGCACGUCUUGUACCUGCCGCUUGAAGAUCUGUGAGUUUUCAACAGUUUUAUUUUAAAAACUGGAUGGCUUAUGAUUGUAAAGCAUUUCGUCACAUUUUCUGGAAAACAGUUGUUCUCAGUUUGCGUAUGUAGAGUCCUGCCUUAUUGUUUGUUUUUAUUUAUGGCGGAAUAUAUGGAAUCUGUUUUGUAGUUUAAAAUUUUAAAUCGGUCCUUUAAGAAAUAAAAGAAUCUCAGAAACA
Carlito syrichta (Philippine tarsier) is the source of this 2644-nucleotide messenger RNA. RefSeq names its product cleavage stimulation factor subunit 3 (gene CSTF3). Bases 281 to 2158 code for a protein of 625 amino acids. Gene Ontology annotation, molecular function: mRNA binding; protein binding. The transcript has 21 exons. Gene Ontology annotation, biological process: mRNA 3'-end processing. Gene Ontology annotation, cellular component: nucleus. NCBI's taxonomy places the organism in Eukaryota, Metazoa, Chordata, Mammalia, Primates, Tarsiidae. The record is from RefSeq and is a predicted model, not a curated record.